CGCGGAUAUACUGCCGGGAAUAACCGGAUUGUUCAAAUUUGAGGAGGGAUCGAGAGAAUUCGGUGUCACACAAGGCUAAGGGAUUAAGUUACGCGUUUUUCACUACUCCGUUCGCCGUUAUGGGGAUAGACCGACGCCGGAGAGCAUCUAUGGCUCUCACCUUGAACUUCCUGGCUUUGUUCCUGGCGGUAUCGGCUCUCACCACCAGCUACUGGUGCGAAGGGACGCGCAAAGUGGUGAAGCCGUUCUGCACUGGCCCGUUCACCGCCACCAGGCAGUCGUUCUGCAUCAGGUUCAACAGCUCCAACCUCAACGACACAAGGCUGGUGCAGUACAUCUGGGAGACCGGGGAGGAUAAGUACGUGAUGAGGAAAUUUCACACCGGGAUCUGGUUCUCCUGCGAGCAGAACAUUAACAUGACCGGUGAAAACUGCAGAAGUUUCCUUAAUGUCGCACCUUCAAAUGAAAGAGGAGUGCUGUGGCUGUGCAUUGUUGCUGAGUGCCUAUACAUCCUCCUGUUGGCCACCGGAGGCCUCCUCAUGUCCAUAGAGGUGUGUCACUUGGGCAAUGUCAUCGAAGGCCUCAAGCUCAACGCCUUCGCUGCCAUAUUCACUGUGCUCUCAGCCAACAAUGUUUUCGAGAUAACGGCUUUCGGCGCUGCCCCUCGGACAAGCCGAAGAGUUUCCAGGCUCCACGAGUUCCCCGCCAAUGUUGGGAGCUUGGAGAACCACCUGUGGCGCACCAGUCCCUUCGGCAGCUGA
Messenger RNA from Notothenia coriiceps (black rockcod), 761 nucleotides. Its product is annotated as germ cell-specific gene 1-like protein. Gene Ontology annotation, cellular component: plasma membrane. Lineage: Eukaryota; Metazoa; Chordata; Actinopteri; Perciformes; Nototheniidae. The record is from RefSeq and is a predicted model, not a curated record. The transcript is spliced from 4 exons. The coding region runs from base 120 to 761 and encodes 213 amino acids.